CAGCAUGGUUGUGAGAUCAAGAUGAAGAGGAGGAGGAGGAACAGGGAGGGGGGUAUCCAUCCAUUAGUGUGCAGUAUAAUAUUACCAUCUGGCUAAGAACAAGUGUAGAGGGAGCAGGCGAAGCAGCAACCACCAUCACUGCUGGAUUUAGCAGACCUGCUGCAACACCCAAUGCAAUACACAGCACAAAUAGACAGGGCAGCCUUCACCAGGAGACAGGCUGCCAUACCCACACACCAGUUUUGCCACUGCAAUUGCCCUGGUCGGUCUCAUUGAUGCCUCUGCCUUCCUGCCCCCGACCCAAGCACCGACUAUGGGCUGCCUCCAAAGCCUCACCUGCAAGUCCCGCAUCAAGAGGGAGAACAUCACGGUGUAUGAUGUGUGUGCCACCAUAGACCAGUGCCCUACCUCCAUAGAGGAGAACUCGCCCAUUGUCUUAAGGUACAAGACCCCUUACUUUAAAGCCUCUGCCAGGGUGGUCAUGCCACCCUUGCCCAGGAACGAGACCUGGGUGGUUGGAUGGAUACAAGCUUGCAAUCAGAUGGAAUUCUUCAACAUCUACAGCGACCUGGGAAUGUCGAGUUGGGAACUUCCUGAUUUGAGAGAAGGGAGAGUAAAAGCAAUCAGUGAUUCAGAUGGCGUAAGCUACCCUUGGUAUGGAAACACCACUGAAACUGUAACUCUAAUAGGGCCUACCAACAAAAUAUCCAGGUUUUCGGUCAGUAUGAAUGACAACUUCUACCCCAGCGUGACGUGGGCUGUACCCGUCAGUGAAAGUAACCUUCCCUUGCUCACCAGGAUCAAGAGAGACCAAAGUUUUACUACGUGGUUGGUAGCUAUGAAUGCCACCACCAAGGAGAAGAUCAUUCUGCAAACGAUAAAAUGGAGAAUGAGGGUAGAUAUUGAGGUGGAUCCAUCUCAGAUGUUGGGUAAACGUGCCAGGUUGGUGGGGAGGACUCAACAGGAGCAGCCAAGGAUUUUAAGCCGCAUGGAGCCUAUCCCACCUAAUGCUUUAGUAAAGCCCAAUGCUAAUGAUGCUCAGGUCUUGAUGUGGAGACCUAAAAGAGGACAGUCUGUAGUAGUAAUUCCUCCAAAAUAGGAUUUACUGGGGUUUGUAUUAAGCAUCAAAUGGACACUGACAAAUACCCAUAUUGGUUUCUGUGUGCAAGGACCUCAAUGAGGGAUAAAAGUUGAAAUCAAAAAAACUAAUUGCAGUAUUUAUUAUGUACCAUGCGCAUCUUUGGAAGGUGCAUCGAUGAUUUAUAGAACAUAUUUAUUUAAAUCAACAAACAAAAAAAGGCUUUUUGCCCUUAAUAUUUCCUAGUGCCUGUGGCCAAACAGAAGUUUAAAUUCCACAAAGAUCUACAAUACAAUGACUCCUACUUAGACACUGAAUCAGUUACAUGCAGAUCUGGGAAAUCUAUGGUUUUGUGUUUUGGUUUUUUUAAACCUGCAUCUAGGAAAAUUAAGCUUCUAUUGAGUGCAUUACUUUCCGUCGAUUAAUUCAUUAAAUAUGAGAUUCAAAUUUACAAUGUUACAUAUGCAAGAUUGCAACUGUGAUGUUAAUUUUAAUAAUGUAUUUGCUACCAACAGGUUUCAUUAACAAAGUAGACAGAGCAAGGAUACCGUCAUAAAAUAUCCUUUAUGAAAGUCAAUGGAAUUGUAUUCAUCGUAUCAAGCAAAUGGAACACCAAUUAACUUAAUAUGUCAUUGUAAAUUCUGGUUCUUAGAAAUAUCCAAAAGGUCUCUGACUAAGCACAUGAGUUGCUUUUUCUAGAACGAUAAUGCAGACCUAUGCUAUUAAAAGCAACACACAUUUGAAUAUUUUACUUAUAGCUGGAUCGAGUCAAUAUGUGCAUUUUAAUUACCAAGGAGUUUAUUAAUUAAACACUGAAUUGUAGUGAACUGAGAACCAAAUUAUGAAAGGUAUGAAAUUUAGGUAUUCAUAAUAGAUUAAAUAAAACAUUUGUUUCCAAAUCAGCUAUUUUUGGGUCAAUUUCAGUUUUCAAUUCACUGCAAUUUGUAGUUUAGUGAAUCAACACCUACAUUAUAUUGAGUUGACGAGAGACUUGCAAAAAAAUAUUAUAGAAAAAAAAAAUCACUGUUUCGUAGAGGUACCCCAAUGAAAGCAUGUAUGCAUUUUUUGUCCGUUGGCAGUAUAUCUAAAACAGCUUGCAAACACUGCAGAUCUCUUGCCUGAAGACUUUGUAAGCCCUCCUCUUCUAACCCAGCCCAGACUUUUUGUGGAUGUCCAAUUACAGACUUCAUAAUGCAGCUCAAUAAAAAAUCUUUGCAAUUUCCUGCCUCUUGAGUUUAGCUCCACAGAGCUAAGCAAACCAGGAAGUAAAAUGACUAGUUGUCUGAUUGACGGCCAAAGGGGCGUGACAAGGUUAAUAUACAAAAGUGCCAACUUCUAUUGAAAACUGCACUUUUUGUACAUUUAAACAAAAAGGAGACACACUCUUUACACAUAAA
Messenger RNA from Pelobates fuscus (common spadefoot toad), 2475 nucleotides. RefSeq names its product family with sequence similarity 78 member B (gene FAM78B). Bases 314 to 1099 code for a protein of 261 amino acids. NCBI's taxonomy places the organism in Eukaryota, Metazoa, Chordata, Amphibia, Anura, Pelobatidae. The record is from RefSeq and is a predicted model, not a curated record. The transcript is spliced from 2 exons.